Molecule: messenger RNA, 1445 nt
Organism: Mugil cephalus (flathead mullet)
Lineage: Eukaryota; Metazoa; Chordata; Actinopteri; Mugiliformes; Mugilidae
Product: BRCA2 and CDKN1A interacting protein
Exons: 7
Coding region: 49-963 (304 amino acids)
Cellular component (GO): nucleus
Source: RefSeq, a predicted model, not a curated record
ACAUUUGCCCCGCCCAUUCGGCUGACACGCGUGUACAGUGUUUGCAGCAUGGCUUCGUCGGCGAAAAGAAGAGCGGUGGGUUUGGGUGAAAAUCCAGAGGAAAACGACAACAGCUCCGAUGAGAACCCGGAGGAGGACGACGACGACUCCGGGGAGGAGGACAGCGAGGCAUCAGAGGAGGAAAUUAAUGAGGAGGUGAUUGUGGAUUUUGAAGCCCACACCAUAUCACACAACGACUUCAAUGGCAUAAAGAAACUUCUCCAGCAGCUCUUCCUGAAGGCUCACGUAAAUACAUCAGAGAUGACGGACAUCAUCAUCCAACAGAAUCAUGUGGGGAGUGUCAUCAAGCAAGCUGAGGUCCCGGAAGACAGCGACGACGAGGACCCCGACGAAGUGUUCGGCUUCAUCAGCAUGCUCAACCUUACGGAGCGAAAGGGCGUGCAGUGCGUGGAGGAGGUGAAGGAGCUGAUCGUGGAUCAGUGUGAGAAGAGCUCUGGCCACAGUGUGACGGAGCAGCUCGAGCAGGUCCUGGGUGACACCAGCAAGCCCGUUGGGCUUCUUCUGAGCGAGCGCUUCAUCAACGUCCCUCCACAGAUCGCCCUUCCACUGCAUAAACAGCUCCAGGAUGAAAUAGCUGAAGCUCAGAGGACGAACAAGCCCAGCGGGAAGUGUCACUACUGCCUGAUGAUCAGCAAGACCUGCAAAGAGGCGACCAAGACCAUCCCAUCCAGAGGGGGCGCUCCCAAAGAGGAAUACCUGUUCGUCAAUGCAGAGGAGGAAUUCUUUUACGAGCAAGCCAUCUUGAAGUUCCACUACUCGGUCCAGGAAGAGGCAGACUCGUGUUUGAGCGGCAGGUGGUCAUUCGACGACACCCCCAUGAAGCCUUUCAGGACUGUGAUGCUGAUACCCACGGACAGGAUGCCCGCCAUCAUGGACAAACUCAAAGAAUACCUAACUGUGUGAAGCUCGCAAUAAACCGAGACACAUAUGCACACGCUUGAGGACGUUCAGACUCGUGGAAACGGUUCAGUACAGCAGAAUGUUUUGGUACCAUCAGUCAUGUCAGUGCUGUAAAACUGACUUUUUAGAGAAGCUGUUUUUUUUUUUUUUUUACAGAUUCCUUCUUGUCAUAAUCAAGAAGAAAAUCACAUCAUUUAAUACUGCAACAAAUAUACAGUUGAAGUGCUGUGUCUAUGAAAAGAAAUAUGACAUUGUGAUUUAUAAAGACCUGUCUAAUGUUUAAAAAAAACAACAAAUAAUAUCCUUUAAGAGCAGAUCCAGAUUUUUCUUGACAGCGUUCAUUAGGAUGUUUAUAGAAAUAGAGAAACUAAGAUUCAAAUGACACUUUCUUUCGUUAAAGAAUCAGAUUCUAAUCUCAAAUCAGGUCUUUAUGUAGAUCACCUCCACUGAUUGUUAAUAAAUAAUGCAUUCGCAUGCUUUCAUAA